This is a messenger RNA of Leucoraja erinaceus (little skate), 2836 nucleotides long. RefSeq names its product neuromedin-K receptor-like. The transcript is spliced from 5 exons. The coding region runs from base 69 to 1301 and encodes 410 amino acids. NCBI's taxonomy places the organism in Eukaryota, Metazoa, Chordata, Chondrichthyes, Rajiformes, Rajidae. Gene Ontology annotation, biological process: G protein-coupled receptor signaling pathway; positive regulation of flagellated sperm motility. Gene Ontology annotation, cellular component: plasma membrane; sperm midpiece. The record is from RefSeq and is a predicted model, not a curated record. Gene Ontology annotation, molecular function: tachykinin receptor activity.
ACGCCGCUGUCUUGGGGAGCGCGGUUGAUCACUCCGGAGAUCCGCGGUCGGGAGCUCAGUGCCACAAGAUGGACACACUGUCGCCCAAUGUCACCAGUACUUGGGGAAACGAGAGCCAGAAGCGACCUUCCCCGGGCAACCAGUUCAUCCAGCCCUUCUGGCAGAUCGCGCUGUGGUCCAUCACCUACGGCUCGGUGGUAGCCGUGGCCGUCUUCGGCAACCUGAUCGUCAUCUGGAUCAUCCUAGCGCACAAGAGAAUGCGCACGGUGACCAACUACUUUCUGGUCAACCUCGCCUUCUCCGACGCCUCCGUGGCUGCCUUCAACAUGUUGGUCAAUUUCAUUUACGCCGUCCACAACGACUGGUACUUCGGAGAGACUUACUGCCGCUUCCACAACUUCUUCCCCAUCGCCGCCGUGUUCGCCAGCAUCUACUCCAUGGCGGCCAUUGCCGUAGACAGGUACAUGGCCAUUAUACAUCCUCUACAGCCAAGAAUGUCAGCAACUGUAACGAAAGUCAUCAUUGCAAGCAUUUGGGGUUUGGCCACAGUUCUUGCAUUCCCUCUGUGCUAUUACUCAGAAAUCAAACAACAGCCAGGGCGUGUUCUUUGCCAACUGAAUUGGCCAGGAGAUUUCAUAUACCAAAUUGCUUUGCUGAUUCUGGGAUAUGUGCUGCCAUUAAUUGUGAUGAGUAUUACCUACGCCAUUGUUGGAAUCACGCUGUGGGGUGGAGAAAUUCCUGGGGACACAUCUGACAGCUACCAUGACCAGCUCAAAGCUAAACGAAAGGUUGUUAAAAUGAUGAUUGUGGUGGUUUUCACCUUCACCGUUUGCUGGCUGCCCUACCACGUCUUCUUUCUCGUCACCAAGCAGUAUCCAAAAGUAAACACCUGGAAGCCCAUACAACAAGUUUACUUGGCUGUGUUUCUACUGGCAAUGAGUUCCAACAUGCACAACCCUAUCAUAUACUGCUGCUUGAACAGCCGAUUUCGUGCUGGGUUCAAGAGGGCUUUCCAGUGGUGCCCCUUCAUUGUUUUUUCUACCUACGAUGAACUGGAACUACAGUCGACCAGGUUUCACCCCACUCGGCAGAAUAGCGCCUACACCAUCACCCGCAUGGAGUCCAACAUGACAGUGGAGUUCGAAACAUCUAAAACUGAUAGUGUGGAGGCAUGCAGGAAAAAGGGUGCAGCUGCACGAAAUGUGAGUUUCAAUGGACAUGCUCGAAAUAAUUCUAAAAACACUUCCCGAAGUUCGACUUACUUUAGCCAAGUAAGCACAUCUUUGGACGACUACUCAUAGAGCAACAGAUUGUGUUAUUUAAUUUGUCAACUGGGCAUGCACAAUUGGUGCCAUUCAACAUGGAGGCUGUUUCCUGGAUGUCAUUUUGGCUUUGAAAUUACAACUCUCCCCACUUGAGGCACAAAGCCUUAGGUUCAAUCCCAUUUCAGCACUUGGACUAGUGAGGUGACGUUGCUAUUACUGCACUGGUAUCAUUUGAAUGAUGAAAUUGGGUCAUUUUUCAUGACCUCCAGGGGGUGAAAGCAGAACUGAAUUCCACUGUUGAUUCUAAUCACUGCAACCGCAUGGCUAAUAGGCACCCAUGUUUAUACAAGUUGGUUCCCGUUGUGGCUUGUUAAUGCGUAUUUCACAUACAAGUGCCUACAGUGUUGAAUCUCUAUUGCCAGGUGUAGUAUUACCUGGCCAAUGGUUCAUAAAGACCAAAACGGAUAACCUGAGAAACUGUAGGACCAGUUUUAGCAAACAUGCAGUGAGCAUUAGGUAGCACAAUUCCAGUAACUUUUUAAUGUUUUGUCUCAGUCUUUGAGGAACAUCAGAGUUGUCCUGACCAAUGGCAACCACUCAGUAGCAAAAAAAAAUAGAUGGGUAUUUAAGGGCCUGUCCCACUUAUGCGUCCUUGUCUCGCAAAUUACGCAACCUCGUGGUCACUUGAGGCAUACGGGCACCGUAUGGCCGCGCGGGGCCGGUCCCACUUAGAAAUGCGGAGAGGUAUGGAAUUGUGCAGGGCUGGUCCCGACAUCGCGUUGGGCUCCGAAAUUCUUGCAGUGAACAAAAUCUUUGCGCGCCAACGGCCUGUCGCGGAACUGACGGCCAAAGUGGGACAGGCCCAAGACCCUGGCGCGAAACAAUGUCUCACCUUCACCAGCAGAAGCAGGCAAACGAUCGCCGAACUCGGCCUGGGGCUCACGGCCGUUGCGGUCCGGAUCCGCCCCCACUUCUACUCCCAGAGCAGGGCCAAGAAAAUUGAAGAUAGACAUAAAAUGCAGGAGUAACUCAGCGGGACCGGCAGCAUCUCUGGAUAGAAGCAAUGAAUGAUGUUUCGGGUCAAGACCUUUCUUUUCAGACUGAAGAAGAGUCUCGACACGAAACAUCACCCAUUGCUUCUCUCCAGAGAUGCUGCCGGGCCCGCUAAGUUACUCCAGCUUUGUGUCCAUCUUCAAAUGACGUCUUGCGCUCCAGACAGCUGUGCAUACGCAUGUAAUCGCGCCCGACCUUCGCUCGACCGUCUUGGCUCAACGCGACCACGAGGUUGCGUAAUUUGCGUGCCAAGGACACGUGUAUGGGACAGGCCCUUUACUCUUUCUGGGAUCACUGUUCAAAAUCUUUUGUCUUUCCCAAUGACUAUGCUUAAAAACGUGAUUAGUUAAAAUCUGAGGCCUGCAGUUGUAAUAGGUGCUCUCAAGUUUCACGUUUGUUCUUUUCCUUACAAAAAAUUAAUAGAAGGUGGAAAUAGGGCCAUGGUGUACUAAGUACCUUUUGGAAAUGCUCAGUAGAAGCAGGAUGUGCCCCAUGUACCAUUUCUGUUCUCUCACUAC